Messenger RNA from Exserohilum turcica Et28A, 330 nucleotides. RefSeq lists its product as uncharacterized. NCBI's taxonomy places the organism in Eukaryota, Fungi, Ascomycota, Dothideomycetes, Pleosporales, Pleosporaceae. The transcript is spliced from 3 exons. The coding region runs from base 1 to 330 and encodes 109 amino acids. The record is from RefSeq and is a predicted model, not a curated record.
AUGCAUUCAUCUAUGCUUGCUAUCUUCUUUGCUAUAGGCGCACCCGUUGUAAGUGCUGUAGCAACUGUUAAUUCAGAGCUAGGAUGUGUGUGCAUGGAGAGAGCCCCUAGAGGACACCGCGACCAAGCAAACUAUGAUCGUACUCAGGGUGGUUGUGAUCUGUAUGGCGGAUUCGUGACUAAUACGCAGGACUUCUAUGGCCGAGCAACAUACUACUGUGUUAUAUCCGAUAACAGUAUCACUCCGGCUACUUGGGAUCAGGACUGGUGCCGCAAGCACUGGCCAACAUCGAGUUAUGGAUUUUGCAACAAAGCAACUCCCCCCUCGUAA